Messenger RNA from Parastagonospora nodorum SN15, 1185 nucleotides. RefSeq lists its product as hypothetical. Bases 1 to 1185 code for a protein of 394 amino acids. Lineage: Eukaryota; Fungi; Ascomycota; Dothideomycetes; Pleosporales; Phaeosphaeriaceae. The transcript has a single exon. The record is from RefSeq and is a predicted model, not a curated record.
AUGUCACAACCGCUUCAGAAGUUCAAAUCCGGUGAUGGGACACAAGCAGUGAGUCUUUCAUACGAUCCAACUGGCUGGAUCGAGAAUCACCAAAUGGAAGAUAUGGACAACAGCAAACCAGACGCACAGAUGAAACUUCAACGUAAUCCGCGGAAGUUGCCAGCUGUAUCACGCAGAGUCAAGGAUGGUAUUGCGAACGAACAAGUCUCCUUUAUCAUUAUUACACGUGAUAACGCUCAGCCUGAUCCAUACUGCCAAGUUUCUAGCACACAUGGACCGCUUUCAUGGCCAGCAGUUGCCGAUGCCUACAAUCGAAAGUUUCGCAUUGGACAAAACCCGAUCGGCUCUGCAGCCAUGGAGAAACGUGCUAGACAGCAUCGUGAAGCGUGGAUGAUGGCGCGGCCUGAUUAUCCUCAAAAUAUAGUCUAUGCUAAGAAGACAACAGUGGCCAAGUCUGAGCGACAUCGGGAGGUCAAACCGGAGCGCGUUCCUCACGUUACCAACCCAUUUCCUAAGGAAGUUCGAUCUACUAACGAAGCCCGCUCAAAAGCGCUGGAUCCAAUACGGGAACAAGACAUGUACGCCUUCUCGAAAAAUAAGGUCUCGGCGGCUGAGCCUAGCAGAGAUGAGCACACUACUAUAGAAGUAUGCGAUUUUUACGAGACAAUCGUCGAUGUUCUGCAUGUUCGUACGCGAGACAUUGUUAAAACAUCAGUUCUCGCGGCCGAAGAACGAAAAUCUGCUACUGGCAUAGGUGUGACGCUUCAAUCGCCUUCAGUGAAAGCUGUCGAGCGAUAUGUCAGCUGUAUCUCCCCUAAACAACUGAUCACCUUGCCAGUCUUUGAUUUGAAACGAGGGCGACAGCGCGAUACUACGAUUGGCCCACGCAUCGUGUGGGAUUUCACUGCGUUUGCAGACCUGUACAAUGUAGCCUCCGUCAUGCAGGACUCCCACGUUCGUAAUCUUGUUUUGAAUCAAUGGGCUUCAAUGCAGAAGUGGGACAUACAGCUCGAGAUAGAUGCACAGGCUCUUAACAGCUUGUUUGACAGCACUGAGCCCGAUGAUCCUGCUCGGGCUUUCUGGGCAACAGCAAUAUACUUUGCUGGCGCAGCGCAUGAGAUUCUUGAAAAGAACGAGUAUCAUUUGAGUCUGUUAGGUAUGCUCAAGGAGCUUUCGGCUCUCUAG